ACAAGAAUUUCAUUGCAUAGCAGAACUGCCUGUUUUACUGUGCAUAUGACAAUAAAACUCUUGAGUCUUGAAUUAUGGAUCCGAUGAAAUUGACUGCGGAUGUGAGUGAAAUUGUGAAAUUAUUAAUGUAACUCCAUCAGACUGUAUAGCUUUUUCAUCUUAUAGGUGUUAUAUUUAUACUAUUUAAUGAUUGCAACAUCAUCUAAAAUCACAAUUUACAAUUAGGGAUGUCCCGAUCCACAUUUUUUGGCUUCCGAGCCCAUAAAUGUUUUGUUUAUAAUAAGCUUUUGUUACAAACAUGAAUUUUCGGAAAUGGUUAUGAAAAUAGGUCUUCAAAGCAUUAAAAAUAAUGCAACCAAAGUAUUGCUGAAUGUACUUUUUUAUGACACAGCAUGACUAACAAUAUUGUUUGGCUUUUGUAACAAACCUCUGUGAGUCAGGUCCCUAAUCCAAUGAAAGAUCCAAUAAAAGUGGCAACCAGCUUUGAGGCGCAUUACCGCACCUACUGUGUUGGAGUGUGGCCCACUUGCGAAUGUGAUACGGCAACCGGAUCAGCCCAAUCUCGUGGUGGAAGCCAGUAUUAUCAAAUUUUUAAAUACAGUGGAUCGGCAGCCGAUCCCGAUCCUGAAGAUCGGAUCGGGAUAUCCCUAUCUACAUUGAUUGAAAUGUGAUCACAAAUGUUUAAAUAAUGACAGUUGGGCUAGUUGAGUGUGAUUUUUAUGGUGACUGCUGGCUGAGAUGGGGGAUGAGAUUAAAUGGCCUGGUCUGGAGUAGGCUAGCGCCACUUAUGUCAUAACGUUUCCACUCUCCCACUUGUGCAACUGGAUCGUGGAUAAAUUGAGCCAGGAUAAGAUAUCCCGGGUUAAUCCAAUAUACCUGUACAGCCUAGCAAUGUGAAACGGGCUGCUGUCUUACCAGUUUCUACCAGCAGGGUACUGAAGAGUCCCACUUUUUACAAACGUCACCAUUAUCGUCAGUUCCAAACCUGGUAGGUCAUGCAAUAAAAAAUUCCAACCCUUUGACUGUUUUGCUUUAUUAUGAGAAAAUCGGAGAUCAAAAAUGGUUAAUUAAAAAAAUAAAGCUGAAUUACAAUAGUUUGUAAAAAAAAAAAAAAAAAAAAGAAUAUAUAUUUUUCAAUGGGACUGGUCAGACUUUUAUUUUGGUAGAGCAACUCGCAUCACAUGUCCACAGUUCAACCAAUAGCAACACAGAAUUGUGUAGUUUGCGGAAGUUACCCAUGAGCGUGUCUUCUUUUGUACGCCGCGACUUUUUUUAUUUCAUAAUUAUAACCCAGAUUAAGAGACGCUAGCUAUAUAGUUGGGUUAUUUAUUGUCCAUUAUAUAACUCGCUAUAAUACCUACCGGACCAGUAAUGUCCAAAUCGAAAUCAUCACGGCACCCAAAAGAAAAAGAGUCCAAACAGUUGCCAAUUUACCAGCAUAAAGCCAAACUGGUCCAGGCUGUGAAAGAUAGCACUUUCUUGGUGGUGACAGGUGAGACGGGCAGCGGGAAAACGACACAGCUUCCACAAUAUUUACACGAAGCAGGUUUUUGUAAAAAUGGCAAAAUUUGCAUCACCCAGCCGCGCCGAGUUGCUGCCAUCACGGUGGCUCAGAGGGUUGCCCAGGAGAUGCAGUGCACUCUGGGUAAACAGGUGGGAUACCAGGUGCGCUUUGACGACUGCACGUCACAGGACACGCAGGUGAAAUACAUGACGGAUGGCUGUUUGCUCAGAGAGGUCCUGGCAGACCCAGGACUGGCUCAGUAUGGCGUUGUAGUCUUGGAUGAGGUCCAUGAGCGAAGCCUCAACACAGAUAUCCUCUUGGGCUUGCUGAAGAAAGUCUUCUCUGAUCCCGCUGAGGCAACAAAGGGACGCUCUUUUCCACUGAAGGUGGUGGUGAUGUCGGCUACCUUGGAAACGGACAAACUUUCCGCCUUUCUGGGAGGCUGUCCUGUAUUCACGAUACCCGGGAGGACCUUUCCUGUCACGUGCACAUUUGGCAACGCUGUAGGACCUCAGGACUUGGAGAAUAUGGGUUAUGUGAAAGAGGUCACGUCUGUGGCCCUGGAUGUCCAUACCAGUGAGAUGUCAGGAGAUAUUCUGGUGUUUUUAACAGGUCAGUCAGAAAUCGAACGCGCCUGCGAUUUGCUGUUUGAGAAAGCCGAGUCUAUAGACUACCGCUACGAUGUACAGGAUAAAACAGUGGAGGGGCUCCUUAUUUUACCCCUCUAUGGUUCCAUGCCUACUGAUCAACAGCGGCAGAUCUUUCAGCCGCCUCCUCCCGGAAUAAGGAAGUGCGUUGUGGCCACAAAUAUCGCUGCGACAUCUCUCACCAUCGACGGCAUUAAGUACAUCAUCGACAGCGGCUUUGUCAAACAACUCAACCACAACUCCAGGGUGGGCAUGGACAUUUUGGAAGUGGUGCCCAUUUCUAAGAGUGAGGCCCAGCAGAGAGCGGGCCGAGCUGGAAGAACGUCAGCGGGGAAGUGUUUCCGCAUCUACACUAAGGAAUUCUGGGAGGAGUGCAUGUCGGAAUAUACGGUUCCAGAGAUCCAGAGGACAAGUCUGACGGCAGUGAUCCUCACGCUCAAGUGCCUGGGUGUUCAUGAUGUCAUUCGGUUCCCCUACCUGGACCCUCCAGAGGAGAGGUUUAUCCUCGAGGCAUUGAAACAGCUCUAUCAGUUUGAUGCUAUUGACAGGAGGGGUCGAGUGACUCGCCUGGGGGAGCUGAUGGUGGAGUUCCCUCUGCACCCGGGCCUCACCAGGGCUUUGCUCAAAGCCGCUUCGCUCGGCUGCCAGGAUCUGCUGCUUCCAGUGGCCGCCAUGCUGUCUGUGGAGAAUAUCUUCAUACGGCCAGGCCACCCUGAGAAGCAGAAAGAGGCCGAUCAGAGUCACAGGGCACUGGCAGCCAAGAGCGGCGGAAUGAACGACUUUGCCACGCUUCUCGCCGUCUUCCAGCUGUGUCAAUCCAGUGAAAGACCUUCUGCGUGGUGCAAGGACAAUUGGAUCCACUGGAGGGCGCUCAAAUCUGCAUUUAGCGUGGAGACUCAGCUGCGUGACAUCCUCCACCGCCUGCAACAAAGGAGAGACUUCCCCGUGGAGAAGUUUGACGGAAGUAAAAAGGAACUUUUUAGACGCUGCCUGUGCACAGGAUACUUCACCAACGUUGCCAGGAGAUCUGUUGGGAAGGUAUUUUGCACAAUGGAUGGCCACGGAUCCAUGGUUCACAUCCAUCCGUCGUCGUCGCUGUUUGAGCAGGAGAUGGAGCUGGACUGGAUUCUCUUCCACGAUGUGCUGGUGACAUCGCGGGUCUACGUCAGGACAGUGUGUCCCAUCAGAUAUGAGUGGGUGAAGGAGCUACUGCCCAAACUGCACGAGGUGGACGUCUACGAGCUGAGUAGUGUGGCAAGACAAGAAGUAACAGAGGAGGAGAUGAUCAAGUGGGAGAGCAGGGAGGCGGCGAAAAGACAACCAGAAAUUUCUACUGAGGAUGUCUUCAAGAAACUGGAGAAGCGAAAUAAUGAAAGAACUGUCAGUGACGCUCGCAUUCGCUACCUGCAGCGCAAGCAACAAAGACAAAACAGUAAAGCGCCCUGACAGUGGAAAAUAACAAAUUUUUAAAAUAUAUGCCUUGACAAUAAACAUUUUGAUACAUUUUUUAAAAAUCACAUUAUGUUCAGCAGUGCUCAUGAAGGCUGUAUGGUAGGUAUAGGCAGCAGAGGCUCAUGAAGUUGAGCAGGUCGAAGGUUGGCGCCACCCACCCAGUCACUGUCGUCGUGUCCCUGGGCAAGACACUUCACCCGCCUUGCCUCCAGUGCUGCCCAAGCUGGUGUAUGAAUGGAAAGAAAGUUUGGUGCGAAUUGGCAGCCACGUUUCCUGUCAGGCUACCCCAGGGCAGCUGUGAUUACAGAUGUAGUUUACCACCAGUGUGUGACGGAGGAGUGAAUGAAUAAUGUGUUCACUUCAUUGUGAAGUGCUUUGGGUGCCUUGAAAAGCGCUGUAAAAUCUCAUCCAUUAUUAUUUUUAUUAUAGGCAAUCUCUUGAUGUAGUUUGAGCUAACUCCACAAGAUGGCAGUAGCUGCAUUUGCAGUAUCACGAGUGGUCAGCAUCCAGCAACUGCAGUUGAAAACGUUGGUUGUGCCGCUCAGUUGGUGUAAAAGUCAUGCUUGUUACUUGUCCUACUGUUGUUUGCAAUGAGCUCAUCAGCGAUAUUAAUGCUGGCUGAGCUGUUUGCUCCUUAUCGCUCUUACAACAUUGGUUCUGCUGCUGCUGUGAUGAUAAAUAUGAGUGUUCAAAUUAUGCAAAAUAGCUUCUCUCCAAUUAUUGCCUGUUUCCAAUUAAUGCCCAGUACUUUU
This is a messenger RNA of Dunckerocampus dactyliophorus (ringed pipefish), 4355 nucleotides long. It is a transcript of the gene dhx40, whose product is annotated as DEAH (Asp-Glu-Ala-His) box polypeptide 40. Lineage: Eukaryota; Metazoa; Chordata; Actinopteri; Syngnathiformes; Syngnathidae. Gene Ontology annotation, cellular component: intracellular anatomical structure. Gene Ontology annotation, molecular function: RNA binding; ATP binding. The record is from RefSeq and is a predicted model, not a curated record. The transcript has 17 exons. Bases 1372 to 3597 code for a protein of 741 amino acids.